AUGGCCGACUCACAGAACAACGCAAACCGCAAGCGUCGUCGCUCGCAGCAGCUUCAGCAGCGAGAUGACCCUUUCGACGCCUCGUCGCCCUUGCCCGGCCCUUCCACAGCCACCACACCGGCCGGUCGAUCUUCACCGCCGCCUUCUUCGCUCCCACCGUCGAGCCCUCCUGCCGCUUUCUCGGACUUCACGGAUGGCGAACUCGAUGAUGCCGACGUCGUCGACGAGGAACAGGAGGCGAGGCAGCUCGGCGACCACUUCCAAGCCAACGCUGAUUCUGACGACGAAGGCGAGGACCUCUUUGGCGAGAACAUGGACAACGACUAUACCGAAAACGCAGCACUAGACCGAUACGACAGCGCGCUGGGCAUCGACGACGACAAUCAAUUCGAUCAGAUGGACGCCAAUGCACGUCGUCUUGCUGAACUCCGCAUGGGUCGCCGUGAUCGCACAGAGGCUGCCAACCGUGGCAGCCGCUCGCGUGCUCCCGAGUUCCUCCACAGCGACGAUGGCGCCAGCGAUGCCGAUGAUGGUGUCGCUAUCCUCAACCGCCGCAGACGCCGCCACUACGACGAGGCGGCGGCUGGUGCCGACGGUGCCGGCUUUGCCGAUGACUUGCCGCUCGAACAGCUGGGCGACGUCAAGACCGACAGUAUCGCCAGCUGGGUCGCUACCGAAAACGUCCGCCGAGCCAUCGUGCGCGAGUUCCGCAACUUCCUCGUCACCUACGUUGACGAGAACGGUGUCAGUGUCUACGGUCAGCGCAUCAAGACCCUUGGUGAGACCAACGCCGAGUCGCUAGAAGUCUCUUUCCUCCAUCUUGUCGACUCAAAGGCCAUCCUGGCCUACUUCCUCGCCAACUCGCCCGCCAGCAUGCUUCCCAUCUUUGACGAAGUCGCUUUCGAUGUCAUCAUGCUCUACUACCCGUCCUACGACCGCAUUCACUCCGAAGUGCACGUCCGCAUCGCAGAUCUGCCCACCUCGUCGACCCUGCGAGACCUGCGUCAAGGUCACCUCAACUCGCUCGUCCGUGUCAGUGGGGUCGUGACCCGCCGUAGCGGUGUGUUCCCGCAGCUCAAGUACGUCAAGUUUGACUGCCUGCGCUGCGGUGCUGUCCUCGGUCCUUUCUGGCAAGAUGCCAACCAGGAGAUCAAGCUCAGCUACUGCUCCAAUUGCGAGCAGCGUGGCCCCUUCCGCAUCAACUCGGAGCAGACCGUCUACCGCAACUAUCAAAAGAUGACGCUGCAAGAGUCGCCCGGUAGCGUGCCGCCUGGACGUUUGCCUCGUCACCGCGAGGUAAUCUUGCUCUGGGAUCUCAUCGACUCUGCCAAGCCCGGCGAGGAGGUCGAAAUCACCGGUGUCUACCGCAACAACUUUGACGCCUCGCUCAACACCAAAAACGGCUUCCCAGUCUUUGCCACGGUCCUGGAAGCCAAUCACAUUGCCAAGCGCGACGACGCCUAUUCGGCUUUCCGUCUCACCGAGGAGGACGAGCGACAGAUCAAGGCGCUGGCCAAGGACGAGCGCAUCGGCAAGCGCAUCAUCAAGAGUAUCGCCCCUUCGAUCUACGGUCACGAAGACAUCAAGACCGCCAUCGCGCUCAGCUUGUUCGGUGGUGUGCCCAAAGACAUUGGUGGCAAGCACCGCAUUCGUGGCGAUAUCAACGUCCUGCUGCUCGGUGACCCUGGUACCGCCAAGUCGCAAUUCCUCAAGUACGUCGAGAAGACAGCGUCGCGAGCCGUCUUCACCACCGGUCAGGGUGCAUCAGCGGUCGGUCUCACCGCGUCGGUGCGCAAGGAUCCUGUCACUCGCGAGUGGACGCUCGAGGGAGGCGCGCUGGUACUUGCCGACAAGGGCGUCUGCCUGAUCGACGAAUUCGACAAGAUGAACGACGCCGAUCGAACUUCGAUCCACGAGGCCAUGGAGCAGCAGCAAAUCAGCAUCUCCAAGGCUGGUAUCGUCACCACAUUGCAAGCUCGCUGUGCCAUCGUCGCCGCGGCCAACCCUAUUCGCGGCCGAUACAACCCCACCAUCCCCUUCAACCAGAAUGUUGAGCUGACCGAGCCCAUUCUGUCGCGUUUCGAUGCGCUGUGCGUGGUCAAGGACACCGUGGACCCCGUCAAGGAUGACAUGCUGGCUCGUUUCGUGGUGGGCUCGCAUCUGCGAUCACACCCCAAGUUUGACGACGAGAACGACGAGCAGCUGGUGGCUACCUCGCUCGACGCCGACAUCUUGCCCCAGGACAUGCUCAAGAAGUACAUCAUGUACGCACGAGACCACGUUCGCCCGUCGCUGAAUGCGCUGGAUCAGGACCGCAUCUCGCGUCUCUACGCUGAUUUGCGUCGCGAGUCGAUCUCGACGGGCAGCUUCCCCAUCACGGUGCGUCACUUGGAGAGCAUGAUCCGCAUGGCCGAGGCGUCGGCCAAGAUGCACCUGCGCGACUACGUGCGCACCGACGACAUUGACGUGGCCAUCCGUGCGACGGUCGAGUCGUUUGUCUCGGCACAGAAGAUGAGCGUCAAGAAGACACUCGAGCGAGGCUUCCGCAAGUACCUGCACCAGAGCCGCGACCACGACGAGCUUCUUUCGUUCAUCUUGGGCUCGAUCGUCAAGGACCGAAUGCGUUUUGUGCAGCUGCAGAACGGCGCUCGUCGCGGGGGUAAUGCUCAGUCGAGCACGGUCGUCACAGUGCCCGUCUCGGAGCUCGAGACGCGUGCCAAGGAGGUCGAUGUGUUCGACAUUCGACCCUACCUUGGGUCCAAGCUUUUCCACGCCAACGGCUACACUUUCAAUGCCGCAGAUCGAUCGAUCACCAAGACGUUCGGAGCUGGCCGCACCGGAAUGGCUGGCCUGACCGGCGCCGGCCCUGCUGCAAUGGUCGCCUAG
Molecule: messenger RNA, 2886 nt
Organism: Kalmanozyma brasiliensis GHG001
Lineage: Eukaryota; Fungi; Basidiomycota; Ustilaginomycetes; Ustilaginales
Product: DNA replication licensing factor Mcm2
Exons: 2
Coding region: 1-2886 (961 amino acids)
Biological process (GO): mitotic DNA replication initiation; double-strand break repair via break-induced replication; DNA replication
Cellular component (GO): nucleus; MCM complex
Molecular function (GO): single-stranded DNA helicase activity; single-stranded DNA binding; 3'-5' DNA helicase activity
Source: RefSeq, a predicted model, not a curated record